UUCCUGCUGUGUUGAGUUGAGUUGGCGAGGUGACGGCGGCGAUAGAGCACCGCGUCGGACAGACGAGAAAACGAGCAACAGAAUAAGCCCCAGCCUUCGACAAAGUCGUCGGUCGAUCGUUUUGUGAGUGGUGAUUAGUGCGGCUACUUACGGGGACACAAAGCGGAAAGCAGGAAAAUAUCCUCUGAGUUGGAAAAUUUUCACGCGGGCCAAAUAGGCGGCACAUGCUGAUCGGGUGACGAAGAAGCACAGUGUACUGAGCGCUCAGCAGGUCAGAAACCGGGCUUGUUGGAUAAGUGAAUGAGCGAACAGUAGUGGAAGAAGUGUCGUCGGGUGAACGUCAAAUUCCUUUCAGGUGCAAAUUUUCGAAACUUAACAGUAAUACAGAAGACGAAUGAGUAGCGUUUGUGGCGAAAACUAGUGAAGCGCGAUAAAUAGUGAUCUGCUGUAGGCAAUUGCGCCAUUGAAAGUGACGUCGUUAAGUUCCAGAAUUCAACUGGCCAAUGUACCACAAUCACCCAUCAGUAAUCGUUUAGGCUGGACCUACAACGAUCUUCCAACAAAAUCUAACAUUGUGCGUGGCCAAAACAGUCAAAGUUCCUUAAAACAGUGUCAAGUUGUUCCUUGUCUUGCUUUUUAAAACCACCAAUUCAAAAAGUGCGCGCGCAAUUAGUUACCCGUGUUGAAGAAAGAAAUUUUUGUCCGUUGGAAACGCCGGUAGAGAUCACCUACGAACCACCAUCAUGAACAAGCAAUUCCCGAAACGCGAAGAACCGCCCCAGGUCUCGGUGGCGGUCAAGCUGCUCACAGCCGGUACAGCCGCGUGCUGGGCCGAUUUCGUCACAUUCCCGCUGGACACUGCCAAAGUGCGACUGCAGGUUCAAGGUGAACAACCAGCCCGCACAGCGCCGCUAACGCAUACUGCCACCGCCAGAGGCGCCAGUGCAUAUCAGGCGUUCAAAAUGAACCCAUCGGCCAUUCCGGCCAUACCCGGUGCACAGCAUGUCCAGUACCGUGGUCUGGUGGGAACCAUCACAACCAUCACCCGACAGGAAGGCUUCCGUACACUGUAUAACGGCCUAUCGGCCGGUUUGCAGCGUCAGAUGUGUUUCUCCUCGAUACGACUGGGUCUUUACGAUACGGUCAAGGAGUUCUACGGAUCGAUCUUCCGCGAAAAUGAAGCAGGCCUUCAAAUCGUCACUCGAAUUUGCGCCGGCUUGACCACCGGUGGCCUAGCGGUGGCGCUAGCCCACCCUACCGAUGUGGUCAAGGUGCGCUUCCAGGCGGCUUCCAGCUCGAACAGCAAUCGUCGGUAUACUUCCACGCUGCAAGCGUACCGGACGAUCCACCGCGAGGAAGGUGUCCGAGGUCUGUGGAAGGGAGCGGUGCCCAACAUUGGCCGCAACGCCAUCGUCAACGUGUCGGAAAUUGUGUGCUACGACGUGGUCAAGGAUUGCCUCCAGCGGUACGCACACAUUCCGAACGACAUUCGGUUACAUUUUAGCUCGGCCGUUGUUGCCGGAUUGGCCGCUACCGUGGUGGCCUCGCCCGUCGAUGUGGUGAAGACGAGGUACAUGAACUCACCGAAGGGCCAGUACCAGGGUGCGCUCGAUUGUGCCAUUAAGAUGGCGCGCAUGGAAGGAGCCGCGGCUUUCUACAAAGGAUUCGUGCCAUCGUUUGCCCGGCUCGUCUCGUGGAACGUUGUCAUGUGGAUAACGUACGAGCAGUUGAAGCUGAUUGUGUUUAAAUCUUAGGUGCUUGUUUUAUUUGUCUGUUUCAAUGUGUCGGACAUGUUAUUUUUACAAUUUUAUAUAGACUGCAGAUUUCGAGAAUAGUUUAUUUUUUUUAGAUUUUAUAACUAUGGAGAAUAUUGUGAUGUAAGAACGAAGAACAACAAACGAAUAUUGUGAACGUAGAU
Armigeres subalbatus is the source of this 1918-nucleotide messenger RNA. Its product is annotated as putative mitochondrial transporter UCP3. The coding region runs from base 744 to 1754 and encodes 336 amino acids. The record is from RefSeq and is a predicted model, not a curated record. Lineage: Eukaryota; Metazoa; Arthropoda; Insecta; Diptera; Culicidae. The transcript has 4 exons. Gene Ontology annotation, biological process: mitochondrial transmembrane transport; response to cold; adaptive thermogenesis. Gene Ontology annotation, molecular function: oxidative phosphorylation uncoupler activity.